Molecule: messenger RNA, 864 nt
Organism: Suillus clintonianus
Lineage: Eukaryota; Fungi; Basidiomycota; Agaricomycetes; Boletales; Suillaceae
Exons: 7
Coding region: 1-864 (287 amino acids)
Source: RefSeq, a predicted model, not a curated record
AUGACAUCGAUGACUGGAACACCCCAGCCUUACUCGGGAUACGCCUCUCCGAUCACGGCCACUUCGUUCUUAACUUCUCUUCCUGGUCCCACGUCUAAGGUCUCACCAAAACAGAAACCGGUCAACGUAUUCUCAGACGAUGGAUCCUUUUUGGAAAGAUUCCAGAGGAGCAAGAAGGAGGGGGAGGAUAAACGGAGAGCUGAGGAGGCACUCGCGAGGCAAGUUGAUCGCUUUUUUCGUUGCUUGAAAUCUCAUCGUGUUUGUGCUUCUGCAGGAAGAGGCAAUUUGAUGAGAGAUUUUUUGAUCGGUACCCUUUGCCAGAGAAAACGGGGCAAGCGUCCUCAACUUGAAACUUCUUCUGCACUCACCCAAGGAAAUCCUGCAAAGAAAUUCAAGGCCUAUGGUGAUUCCUUAUUUGAAUUCGACUGUUUUAAUAGGUAUCUUCGCAACUUCAAGUUUAGCCAUACGCUGAAGAUGAGUUAUCCCACUGCUGUCCUCCGCAUUGACAUCAAAGCGGCUCAACUUGCACGAAGUUAUUGUCGACUUGCUCGGCACCAAGUCGGCAAUCUGAUUACGGCGGAACAACAUAUUUGCGGGCUCAGAUUACCUCCAAAUGGAUGCCACGAACUACCGUCAGGUAACACAGGCCCGUCGGUUCAGAACUCCAAGGACAGGAUGUCGGUAAAAAUAGGCACCUCGACCUCCCAAGUCAUCGUCAUCCGAGUCAGUCCUGAUCAUACUCGGGCACACCAUGACUUUGCGUGGAUGGAUGGUUGCUCUGAUCUUGGAGAGUCGAUACCGCCGGUGUUGUUGCAGCCGCCGUUCUUGAAGCCUCCACACGGGCUAGAGUCUUCGGAUCCGUAA